AUUCAUUUUUAAUUAUUUUUUUUAUUAAUUCUCAUCUUGUUUUGUUAAUUACUUCUAGAAUUUGGAAUUUGAUAUGGUAUUAAUAACAACUUUUGGACGCCUGCGAUGUUAAUUUUUGAAUUGCGCACCUUGAAUUAUUAUUAUUAUUAUUAUUAUUCAUGGACUUUUUUUAUUUGAAUUAAUGUCAUGGAAAUAGUUCAAAAUAUAUUUGGUAAAAUCUCUGGAAAAAUGGAGCGGGGGCGGUUUCAUUUUAGUUGAUUUUGGAAAAAUAAUGGACAUAAUGAGUGAACAUGCUUUCGAUUUUUAAAGAUUCAUUUUAAUAAGUGGCAUCUUAUUGCCAACUCAAGUGCUUGUCUCAUUGCUAAAUGCUCAAUCUGGUUUGAAAAGGUUGUUUCAUUCUUUAGAUAGUGGAUUGUUAUUUGAUUUGGCGAAAUAAUGGAUAAAGAGGAAUAGUGAGAUACUGUGCUAUUAUGAUGAUGAAAAUUCGUUUCUUUAGUGGCAUUUAGUAAUCUGUAAAGAGAGUCCCUUCUUAUUGUAUUUGUCCAAAAUUGUCUUCCUGCUUCCUUAUAUGCUUGUGUUUUACUGGAUGCUUAAUUGAGAUUUGGAGGCUUGAUUCAUUCAAACCUAAGACAAUCAAUAUUGUGUUUGGAAGAUGAAUAACUUCCUAGAUAUGUGUCUAUGUUAUUGACCAUAUGGAACCUGCGUAAAUUCAUUCAAAUUACUAUAUAUUAAUGCUCUAGACUUGGGUGCUGUUGUGUUCUUUGAGAAUUGACCUCAAAAUGUUUAUUUUACAAUCAGGGAUAAGGAGAUCCAAAUCUGUGCAUUGUGUUACAAGUAGACUGUCAAUGGAGUUGGUAACUUUUUCGGGUGGUAUAGGCAGUCUAACUGCUGCUUAUAGGAUUAUUUUUAGAAUUGAAUUAAUGGAAGCAUAUGAAGAAUUCAAGCACGUUCUACUUGUCUUCAUAUAUGACAAAGAUGAUCAAAGUUCCCCUGUGGCAAAUGAGUGGGCUGAGAAGAGGAGUUAUGAGAUUGCUGGAUUAAUGUCUUCUGUCUUAAGAGCUCAUUUACGUGCAUAUAAUCCAAUAUUUUCAAUGACAUUGAGAUAUUUGAUAAGCAUACAUAAAGCAUUUUGCUUUCGACAAGGAAUUUUAUCACCCAUUUCAAAUCUUACUGAGAGAUUGCUUCUUGAGGAACGUGACCUCCCAGCAAUACCUCAAGAGAGUUUGUAUGAGGCACAACCGUUUGAUGAGGUGGAUAUACAAGCUCUUGCACAAGCUGUAGAGCUUACAAGACAAGGGGCUAUCGAUAGCUUGAGAUUUGCCAAGGGUGAUCUGCUUCAGGCAUUUCAGAAUGAAAUAUGUCGAAUGAGAUUGGAUGCUGCCAUGCUUGAUGAACUUGUUCGUGAGUACUGUAUUUACAGGGGAAUUGUGGAAUCUGGAGUGCAAACACUUUCUGAACCUUUGAAACUCAAUCCACCAGAGUCUGGGUGUUGUUCAUCACGGGACUGUUCCUUUGAUGUGGAUUAUAACAGUGCUAAGUGUUCAAAUAGUGAAACUUCUGUUAUUACUGAUCUGAGUAGCACGCAAGGAACUGAUGUUGAAUUAAGAUAUGCUGCUGAGCCAGCCAACAACCUUGAAGAUUGUAGCACCAGUGGGUCACAUCAGUCUGAAAAUUCGAGGCUGCUGAGAAACAGAAGCCAUGAAAGUGGUGAAAGAAGUAAACGUAAGCGAUGGAGGGGAAGACCUGAUGAGCUAGAUUUAAUUUCUGAUGUUCAUUUUAACCGAUACAGUAAGCAAGAGAUUAGCACUGCAAUGCAAGUUGCCAGCACAACUAUAUCAAAUAUACAACAGGGAGUGGAAAAUACCAAUGGGGAAGACAAAUUUGAAACUGUUCUGGGGAUGAAGGAACUAGCUAGCAGAGGAAUGGCUGCCGAGGUUGUGGAGGAAAUUAAUGCAUUGGAUCCAAACUUCUUUGUGCAAAAUCCUGUUUUGCUAUUCCAACUCAAGCAGAUUGAAUUUCUAAAACUGGUUGAAUUGGGUGAUCAUUCUGGUGCGCUAAGGGUUGCAUGCUCCCAUUUAGGCGCCUUAGCCUCCAGUGACCCCAGUUUGCUGAAGCCCUUGAAGGAAACUUUGUUGUCACUGCUUCGACCAAAUGAAGAUGCACUUGUGACAGGCUUUCCUUUACGUGCUCUUGCAACUUCACUUCAGGUUGCUUUUGGAAAGAGGCUUGGCAUUGAGGAGCCUCAGCUUAUGAGGAUAAUGAGGGCAACGCUUCACACACAUUCUGAAUGGUUCAAACUUCAAAUGUGUAAAGAUCCCUUUGAAAGUCUCCUGAGAAUCGAUUUUUUGAAGGAAAAUAAUGCGCCUGUGCUAACUUCCUUGGCCACAUCAAAGUCAAAUACCGAUUGUUGUACCCUUGGGUCUUCACAAGCUACUGUCUCUUCAACUACCCGUGUUUCAGAUGAUGGUGGUAGUCCAAAUCAAGCAUCAUCGAGAGAUGUCAUUUGUGAUGAGAAUGCAAUACUUAAAGUGAUGGAAUUUCUUGCUUUGCCAAGGGCUGAUGCAAUUCAUCUCCUUGCACAAUACAAUGGAAAUGCUGAGACAGUAAUCCAGCAAAAUGAAUGGUAAUUACAAAUAUUUAUUUUGCUGGUUUGACGCAGGAAUUUCUUGCUUUGCCGAGGGCUGAUGCAAUCCAUCUUCUUGCAUAAUACAAUGGAAAUGUUGAGACAGUAAUCCAGCAAAUAUUUUCAAAGAUUUACUUGUAAACAAACAGUUCUGUAAGUUUGAGGAUUUUAUUUGUUUAUUUAUUAUAAAAAAAAAUGAAAAUCGCUGUGUUAUUACAAACAUGUACUUCCAU
Molecule: messenger RNA, 2856 nt
Organism: Durio zibethinus
Lineage: Eukaryota; Viridiplantae; Streptophyta; Magnoliopsida; Malvales; Malvaceae
Source: RefSeq, a predicted model, not a curated record